CAGCCGCAACUGUUCGUUUCUAAUCAAAAAAAUAAACAAAUGUUUAUAUAUGUAAUGUAUUGUAUUGAAAGUCAGCAAAAUGAAAUUCUGUUUUAAAAACCACAGAAAUUCUUAACUCUGAAUUGAAUUUUAAGUGAUUUGCCUCUUAAAAUGAAAUUACAAUGAGAGUAAAUAGCAAACAGUAUGAACAUUUAUAUGCGAGCAGCAUAGUAGUCUGCUUAGUUUUUUAUAAAUUAUUAUAAAAUAAUGACUUAAUUAAUUAUCCUAUCAUAUAAAAAUUCAAAUAUGAACAACAAAUAUUUUGUUAGUAAUUAAAAAGAGCUGAUUUGAAGUGGUCUUCAGUACAAUAUGGAUUCAAAAGUAAAUCCAACACUUCAGCAUUCCUUCAACUCUUGCAAGAAAUUUCGAAUUACUUUUCAAAGGAAAUAUGAUUAUGAGUGGCAAAAGUUGGAUUUACAGGAAGCACUGUUUAACUUCGAAAAAUUGGAGGAAUCAUUCAACAAGCUCCUUGAAAAUGAGGAAAUAACUUUCCACCCAAAAACCAAUUCCCACCGGACGGCUUCAGAAUUGUGUAACUAUCCAUAUGACAGAGAAUGCAGAUGUAUGUUUUGCCUACAAAGUGAUAGAGUUUCUGCUGAAAUAAAAGAUCCAAAUAUUGAAGAUUAUGAUUCUUCAAGUUUUAUAAACUCUUGGACCUGGGACUCAGAAAUAACUUCUGUACAAAUUAAAGAUUGCUUAAAGAUUAUUCAGAACGAACAAAGAUUGCUAAUAUCAGAUGCAGUUUGUUCUACACUUUUCUCUUCUUUGCUUCGAAGUCGCUUACUUAUUCUUCAUCGAUACUUUUCUGCAUAUCCUCAGGGAGCUUUGAUACCUCACGAUUAUGUUAACAAUAAAGCAAAGUCAUGUGAAGAAUCUGAUUGUACAACUGAUGAACAACCUCUGACAACUCUUGCAAAAAUAGGAUGCAAUAUUGCCAUGAGCUUUGCAUUUACUUCUUUAAGACGGGCAUGGAGGUCUGGAGAAGAUGCUGACCUUUGCAGUGAGCUUCUAUGUGAGACUUUAAAUGCUUUGAAAGUUCUUCCAGAAGGUUCCUUUUUCGAUUGCACUUCAAUAUCACCCAUAUGGCUUGAAACAAUUGAACGUGCAUCCAUAUUUCUUCGGAAUGUUGUUCUCGAAGACUUUCCUAGCAGCGUCAACUUUUCUAAAGAAAAUGUUUCACUGAAAGAUAAGCAAACUAUUUUAGCUUUAUUAUUUGAAUUUGCCAUACAGCGUGCAAGUCUUCAUGAUAUAUUAGAUGUCAUUUUAAUUCUUCUUAAAUUAUGGACGAAGCAACCACCGGAACUCAACAAUAGGAUUAUUGAAUUUGAUUCAUGGAAAAAACUUUGUAAAUACUUGAAGAAGUCAUUGGAACCUGCUGAGCUUAACAUAUCAGAGGAAUCUGAUGUUCAAUGUAGUCCAACAGAAUUAUUCUUAAAUUUUUUAUCAAUUUCUGAAGAAGAUGAUGAUCAGUUAAAUAUGCUGGAAAUUGCUAUUUAUAUAUUGUGUACUUUAGAACAAUAUUCAUUAAUAAAUUCUCCUAUUCAAGAAAAAGAGGCCAUCAAUUCCCCACCUGAUAUAUACUGCCUUGGAGACUUAGAAUGGAGUCAUGAUAGUUAUGAGAUUCACAAAUGUAAAAAAUUAUCAGAGAUGAAUAUAUGUCAAAUAGCUUGCUCAAAUGCCUGCCUACUUAUUUUGACAAAAUUUGGAAAAGUUUAUUUGAUGAGAAAUGCUACAACUGAGGUUCCUAAGAUUCCCUUAUUAGUGAAAGGCUUUGAUGGCAAAAAAGUUGUAGAAAUCGCUACCAAUUUAGAUUCUAGACAUUAUCUGGCAUUAACAUGCGAUGGCAGUGUCUAUUCAUGGGGACUUGGUGAUGGUGGUCGACUUGGCCAUGGAGAUAACAAGUCCUCACCCUUUCCUAAAUUAAUAAGUUCCUUAUAUAAUAAACACAUUAGAAAGAUAUUUUGUGGAGCUAGUCAAAGUGCUGCUUUAAGCUCAUCAGGCGAAUUAUACACUUGGGGAAAAGGCAAAAAUGGUCGUCUGGGACAUGGCACAAAUGAAGAUUGUCUUUUGCCUACUUUAGUAACUGCGUUUAAAGAAUGUUGCAUUGUUGAUAUGUGCUUUGGGCGAGAUUCAGUUAUUGCUGUCAAUUGUACAGGCACUGUUUACGUGUGGGGAGAAGAGGAUUCUCAAAAUUCCUGUGAUAUGCAACCCAGAGUUUUUGAAAAAUUAAAGAAUGUUAAUAUUACUAAUGUAUAUAGUGGUGGUCUUUUGAAUGUAGCCUUAUCACAAAAUGGUUCUGUGCAUGUAUGGCAUACAUGGAGUGUAAACGGAAAUCGACUUGUUCUUUCUAGUGAGGACCAACACAGAAUCCUUAAACUAGUCGAUGGUCUAGCAGGAAAGAAAAUCUCACAUAUAUCUGUCAGUUCUAGUCAUUUCAUAGCUGUUACUGCAGAAGGCAAUGUUUAUGGUUGGGGGCAAAAUGACAAAGGUCAACUGGGAAGUUGUUCUUCUGAAUUUAAGUUAAUUGCUACCUUUCCAGGAAAAAACAUACAGGCUUGUGCCGGGAAUAAAAAAACUAUCUUUUGGUGCUCAGACGAGCUUGGAAUUCUACAGCUGAAAGUUCCUUAUAGCAUAGAUGUAUCUCCAAUUACAUUUAAACUUCUUAAUGAGCUUCUUCAGUUUGUGUCUUAUAAUGAGCUCACUGAGAGUGUUAUAAGAAAUGCAUUUGAAAAAGAGUGCAUUGCUGUAUCCUGCCUAAAUCUUUUAAAACUUCAGCUUCAUUCUGCCAUCAAUAAUAAAGUUCAUAGUGAGAUUUAUGGUGACUCAGCAGUUUUGUGCAGCUUAAAACAACAAAUCAUUGACUUCAUUGUAAAGCCUAAUGUUCCUCACACAGUCCAAAAGGUUGCACUGAAUGUUUUGAAAGUUGGUUGGAAUGCUCUGAUACCCACUGCAGAAGAACAUGUUAAAGAACUUUCUCUUCUUUUAUCUGAUGUCUCAAAAUUCAACUCAGAUUGUGGACAUUAUUCUGUGUGUGAACUAUUAUUAGAAGGUUUAUUAGAAGAUGGAGGAUUAGAAUCAGCAUUUUGUAAUGCAAUAAGAUCUGAAUUGGAAGAAGCAGAAUUCAUAAACAUGGACAGCAGUGUUACUCUCAAGAAAGAAAUUAACAAUUUAAUAAAGUCAGAAGUUGAUUCUAGUCAAUUGGAAACCAUGUGUGAUAAUACAUCUUCUGAUAAUUACUUAAACUCUUCAUCAAAGUUUCCUCUUUUACAUCUUCUUCAACAACUAAUGAGAAAUAUUUCAUUUCAUACUGAAAAGAAAUUAGAAGAAAGCUGUUCUAAAUGGGCUGAGAGUUUAUCUGGCAGUUCAUCAUCCAUACAACUGCUUUUAAAGUUUCAAAGACUUUUAGUCUUUCAAUUCUAUGUCUUAUCAGAGUUUUUUUGUGAUAUUAAACCUGAAAAAGAGGAAGAAUCCAGAAUUUGUAAUGCGCAGUUCUUAGCUUUGACUUCCCUCAUCAAGAAAUAUGUUAGUUCACUAAUUUCUAUUGUGAAUAAGACAAUUGUAUUGGCUCAUUCCGUAGCUGGUUAUGAUCUUCAUCGCUUCAUAAAUGUCUCUACUAUUUUAGAGAGCGAUAUCUCAGGAGUUCUUUUACAUGAGUUGCUGAUUUGUUUAAUUCAACUGGAAUUGCUACACCCAAAUUUAAUUCAGAAAUCAUUAUUGCUGCCGAUUCUUACACAAUUGCAUAGUAAUUUAGGGAAGUUUAACCGUUUAGCUCCUGGAUUAGACAAAGAAAAUGUGGCUGAUUUAUUGAUGGGGAAAACGUUUGCUACAUAUCUAUAUCAACAAACAAAAGAAACAAAUGGUGAACAAGACUUAAUUUUUAAAUCUGAUCUUGACAAUCACAACAAAAGUGGUGGAUUUUGGAGGGUUUUAGAAGGAAAAGUUUAUGACCUUCAACAAUUUUCCUUACCUAAUUCUAACAUCAAUUUUAAGGAUUUCUCAGGUAUUGAUAUUACUGAGGUUAUUAAGAAAGCUGAUCUAACUGAUUCACAAAAAUUGCUCUUAGAGGGAAAAUGUAUUGGAAAAUACUGUGAUUAUAAUUCUAAAACUUUCCAAAAAAUGGGAUGCUGGAACUUCUCUGGAAGGUUGGUUGAUGUUGAAAGGAAUCUGAGCUAUCUCCUUGGACUUGGUGUGAGAAAUUCGAUCAUCAGCUGCGAUAUUAAACAAUGUGAGAAAAAAUACUGGAAAUGGAUGACCUCAACUUUGAUGCAAGGUGGCCUCUUAACUGGGCAAGAUUUAAACAAAGACUGUAAUUUACCUACUAUUAAACCAAUAGAGUCAAGUUCUAAAGAAACUAAUGUGAAAGAAAAACCUAAUGAUUUAGUUUCGUCUUUUGAUCGCCAAAUGCAGUUUCUUCGAAAUAUCGAGGAAAGCAGGCUAAGUGAUCCCCAUGUUAAAAAAUUCUUCUAUUUAUCCCAGGAAUUUUAUAAAGAAAAGUGUUACCAUUUCCAUCAAAAUUUCCCUAUUGAUCACCCACUGGAGGAAAUAUCUCGCCUUGUUACUGCAUUAUUGUUGAAACAUUUGAAUAUUGUCGAUGUCUGUCUGUCACUUUCUGAAAAGGACUCUACUGACUUACCUCCUGAGCUACAACUUGUUUUGAGGAAGUGCUAUCAGCUAAAAUAUAGAAUAAUUAAAAUGCGUCAAGAUAAUAAUGCAUCCUAUAAAGAGGUUUGCAUAGACAUUUAUAGAAGAUGCAGAUUUUUAAUUAGUGAAAUCCGACCUGCAAUGAGUUAUGAAGUUCUUGCUGUUUCUAAGUUUAAAAAUUAUUCUGUUGGGAUAAAGUGGAAACAAAUAGUUCAUUCCCUAAUUAAGAAUCGAAGGCGAUCAAAAAUUACCAAAGAAGCAUCGGACAGUGUUAAUCAUUUCUUAGAAAAACUAGAAAGCAAAUUCAAGCAGGUCAAUGAAUUACAUUCUAAAGGACUUUCUUGUUCCAACAAUAUGGACCGAAUUGAAAAACUUGCAAAUGAACUAGUUGAUUUUCUUUUUGAUAAUACUAUUGAUCUAAAAGAAUUAAGGUCUGCUCUUUAUUCACAGAUUAAAAGAGCUAAAGUUCGUCAAGAAGGUUUCAAGUCAUUAUUUUUCUUAUUGAAAGAUGAUAAUCAAACUGCUUCCAUGAAGUAUUCUCUAUUAAGUGGAUUGUUGGAACUCAAUGUUAUUGGUUUUGAAAAAAGUCACCCUAUACCUCAUUGCUUGGAAAACCUUAACUGUAUAUCUCCAUAUUAUAAAGCUGUUCUUCAAUCCCAACAAAGUGAAUUUUUGUCGUGGGUCAUAAUCAGUCUACGAUCUUGUGUUUUCCAAAUGGAAAUGCUAAAUUCUCAAUUGUCAUCGAAGGAAAAGAAGAACCAAGAGAAAGCUGGUGCAAAACAUCAAACUUCAAUUUUAAACCAAAUUAAAGAGAUAAAUGAUAAAAGCAUAGACUCAAAUCUUUCACCUUUAAUUCGUUUCAUAUCUAUUUAUAUUUCUGUCCUGUUUGGAAAUCUUUCUUCUUUACAAGUUGGACUCAUAUCAAGUUCUGGUGUAUUUGCACUUGUUCAAACUCUUCUUCGUAUCAUAGUCUUAANUUUCAUAUCUAUUUAUAUUUCUGUCCUGUUUGGAAAUCUUUCUUCUUUACAAGUUGGACUCAUAUCAAGUUCUGGUGUAUUUGCACUUGUUCAAACUCUUCUUCGUAUCAUAGGUCCAACAGUGAGUGCUGAACAAACAAAAGGAAGCAUCAAACAAUUCAUUAUUCUGGAAGAAAUCUAUGACAAAAAUCCUCUUCAAGCUCCUUUAAGAGGACCUGAAUUAGCUGCUGUCAUGAAGGUUGGAACUCGAGUUGUUAAAGGAGACGACUGGCAGUGGGAUAAUCAAGAUGGACCUCCCCCGGGUAUUGGCACUGUGAUUGGAGAACUGGGGGAUGAUGGUUGGAUCAGAGUGCAAUGGGAUACUGGCACAACCAAUUCUUACAGAAUGGGAAAAGAAGGAAAAUUUGAUCUGAAAUUGGCUGAUUCUCCUCCUCCUUCUCAAGAGGAAACAAAACCCCUCUCUAUUGAAGGAGAUGUUUGUCGAACCUGCUCUUGCCCACCUACUGCAAUUCUAAAGAACCUUUGUAUUCUGCUUUCAAAAUACAUUUCUGCCCACCUGAGUCUCUAUGCUGAUCAAGUACCAAAGUUUUGCCUAAAUUCUCUAUCUGGUCUUCUGAAAGAGAUUUUAAACUCUAUUUAUGAUGAUAACAACCAAGGUCAAAGAAAUAUGUCAUAUUCUCUUUCAAUGGAGCAACAUAAAACAUGGGCUUCUUUGAAUUUUAUCCAAGCAAUAGCUUGCACUUCUGAUAUGUGCAAUGCAUUGAGUACACAAGCUUGGAUUAAUUUGUUAAUGAAAAUUAUAUCUGAUCCUCAGCUUUUGACAGGAGAAUUGAUGAUAUCUAAGAUGCAGAGUUUAAGACUCUUCAAAAGAAUAAUCUGCUUUUGGUCAACUAGUUAUUGCUAUGACCGCUUCAAUGAAAUUGUGGAGUGGUUGUUUGAUUUACUUGGAGAUAUACUUUUAAAUACCUCUAAAGACAUAUCUCUUCAUCCUAAAGAAGUCCCUUGGAGAGGGAAAUGGGAAUUUCGUCCUAAAGUGUCAUUAGUUGCAUCUCAUUGCAGUACAUUAGCUGAAGAGAUUAUAUCUCUCAUUCGUCAUCUUCAGUCACUUACUGCAUGGAAAACUUUUAUCAUAAAAUAUUUAUUAGAUCACCUGGAAUCACUGCCAGAAAUGAUAUCACAAUUGUUUGACUUUAGUGGAUCUUUGCAUCCCAAGAAGUAUGGUAGCUGCUUAGCUGUAUUAUCUGUUAUUGGAGGUGUUGACAUAAGAAUACGCUUAGGUGGACAAGUACUCAGUUCUGAUGGCUCAAUAAAUUCUAGUGGAUCUUUGCAUCCCAAGAAGUAUGGUAGCUGCUUAGCUGUAUUAUCUGUUAUUGGAGGUGUUGACAUAAGAAUACGCUUAGGUGGACAAGUACUCAGUGCUGAUGGCUCAAUAAAUUCUGUAAUUAGUAUUUUCCCAAGAGGAAAACUUAAUCUUCAUUCCCCUUCUGGUAAAACACCAAUGGAGGAAUUUUUUCAUCAAGUUUCUUUUGUUCCAUCUUCAAAGUUUCAGCUUGCUGAUGAAUUAGUAUCAGACAAAAUACUAGAUGUUUGGGCUUUUCUUAUUGGAUUGGCCAUUGAUGAAAACUUUGAAAUAAGAAGCAAAGGGAACUCUCUAACUUCCCCUUCUUCAAACAGUCCAAAAUUAAAUAUUAACUAUCUGCAGCAACAAUAUUUGCUUUUAUAUCUGAUGAAAGCAGUGCGAGUUCUAUUUGGAAAUCAACAAUUUCUACACAAAGUGUUAAUACGAACAUGCAACUUGAAAUCUCAAUCUGAUUUCUUGUUAUCCACUAUGUUUUCUUCCUCGAUGAAAAGUUCUGGUGAGUCAAGUGAUAACAUGCUAUUGUUGCAUUGUCUAAUGGCUGCUGCUAAUCAACCGUCUCCAUUGAAAUCAACAUUUUCAAAAGAGGAAAUAGAGAAUGGGGCAUUGGCUGUAUCUCAAUAUCUUAUGGGAGUUACUUCUCUUAAUUGCGUGUCUUUCAUGAAAGAAUCUCACAUCACCACAUCAACCAGUAGUGGCUGCAGUUGUCCCAUAAACAUAGAACCUAAGCACUCACAAUUUUUAAUUCAGCCAUCAAACAAACUGCAUGGAACUCAUACGAAAUCCGAGCCUAAUGGCAUGCAGAUGUUUUAUGACAUGGGAUUCACGAGGCGAACUGUACAAUCUGCAUUCAGAGCUCUUGGUAUUUCAGAAGAUGAUGUUAACAUUUCUAAUAAAAUAGAAGCUAUAAUUACCUGGUUGUUGGAACAUGAAGCUUUAUCUGCAGAUUUAUCUGAUGAUGAUAGCUCAACAUCCUUUGAAGCUUACUCUGAUUCAGAUUCUUUUACAUGUGAUGAUGAUGCUGAUGUUGACCGUUAUGUAAUGANUAUUUCAAAUGUUUAUUUUAUUAUAAAAUAUUUUUUAUAUUAUAUUGUGUUUAUAGGUAUUUCAGAAGAUGAUGUUAACAUUUCUCAUAAAAUAGAAGCUAUAAUUACCUGGUUGUUGGAACAUGAAGCUUUAUCUGCAGAUUUAUCUGAUGAUGAUAGCUCAACAUCCUUUGAAGCUUACUCUGAUUCAGAUUCUUUUACAUGUGAUGAUGAUGCUGAUGUUGACCGUUAUGAUAGUGAAUAUUUGAGUAGAGAAAAUUUUUCUAGUGAUCAGGAAUAUUUGAGAUACAUGAUGACUCACUUAAGAUUAGGAUUUUGGGUAAGAUGCAUACAAGACACUCCUGGACUCAGAGAAGGCGAUGUUGGUGUUGUUAUUGAUCUUAAUACAUCUUCUCUUGUGCGUGUGGAAUGGAAGCGCACUGCAAAGAAAACUUGGACAAAAUGUUAUGUGCUGGAGAUUAUCUCUUGUCGUUCAAAUAAAAGCACAGCAGUCCCUUAUCCCAGCAUAUUUGAAAUUGGACAAUUAGUUAAAGUAAAGGCCUCUGUUAGUGUACCAUUUUUUGGAUGGGGAAGUGUGACUCCAGAUUCUGUUGGUGUUAUUAGAGCAUUGAAAUCUGAUGGGAAGAAAGUGAUUGUUGAUUUUUCCACCCAGAGGUCUUGGAGAUGCUUAGCAUCAGAGUUAGAGCAAGUUACUGCCUGUCCUGAACUACGAUGUGCAGCUUGCCAGGUGCAGUUGUUUAACCGACCUUAUUAUGCAUGUAGGAUGUGCAGCUUCUACUUCAUUUGUUCCAAAUGUCAAAAUGAUUUGCACACUCACAUGCACAAAAUGUAUUUAGUCAAAAAUUCAGAUCUCUAUCUGUUUGCAUCAAAUAAAGGAUUUAUAAAAUGUUGGAGAACAUGUGUGAAUUCCGUAACUGUCUCCUCCAGAGAGGAUCUAGCAUACAGACUAACUGAUGGAUCUGUUUACUCUUGGCAUGGCUCUGGGAAGCAUGGCAAGCAUUGGAUACGACUAGAAAUGCAGCCAGACAUUAUUAUACAGCAUUUGCAUAUGGCUAUAGACCCAACUGAUAUUAGCUGCAUGCCUUCUAUUGUUGUUGUAAAUGGUGGUCCAUCUGUACAUAACAUGAAAGAAUUGCAUACCAUUUAUGCUGGACUGAACGAUUUUAGUCUUAAUCUUCUAUGUGAGCAGUCGGAGUAUUAUCAGUUUAUAGAAAUAAAUAUAAAACAGUGCAGGAACAGAGGUAUUGAUUGCAAAAUCCAAGGACUCACUAUCAUUGGUCAAAAGAGAAGUGAAAAAGAAGACUUCUCCAAUUUUCCUUACUUAAUAUCAGAUGAGCAAGAUGACAAGGCAGCACCAAAGGACCUUCAGACGAAAGUUUUUGUUUGGGGACUGAAUGACAAAGAUCAACUAGGGGGCUUACAGGGCUCAAAGAUAAAACUUCCUGUUUUUUCUGAAACUCUAUCUUCCUUAAAGCCUUUGGCAAUAUCCGGAGGAUCUAAAAGUUUGUUUAUAGUUUCCCAAGAUGGAAAAGUGUACGCCUGUGGAGAGGGGACAAAUGGUCGACUUGGUGUCGGUAGUUUUGUCACUGUUCCAUCUCCCAAGUUGAUCACGGGACUGCAAUGUCACAUAGUUCGAAAAGUUGCAGUUCAUUCAGGUGGACGACAUGCUCUUGCUUUAACUGUUGAUGGAAAAGUAUUUUCUUGGGGAGAAGGAGAUGAUGGAAAGCUAGGACUUGGAAAUACUGUAAAUCAUAAGCGACCACACAUGAUUUUGAGUUUAAGCUCAAAACGCAUACGUGAUGUGGCCUGUGGCAGUGCUCACAGUGCAGCAAUAAGCUCUUCUGGUGAACUUUUUACUUGGGGUCUUGGAGAUUAUGGAAGAUUAGGACAUGGUGAUGUCGUUACACAAACUACACCAAAACAGGUUGCUAAAUUAGCUGAUAAAAGAGUGAAGCAAGUGUCUUGUGGAAGUAGAGAUGCUCAGACUCUUGCUUUGACCGAUGAUGACAUGGUUUACUCUUGGGGAGAUGGAGAUUUUGGGAAGCUGGGUCGAGGUGGAAGUGAAGGUUGCCUCGAACCCAUGAAUAUUGAGUCCUUAAACGGUCUUGGUGUUGUCCAAAUUGAGUGCGGUGCUCAGUUCUCAUUGGCUCUCACAAGUGCUGGUCAAAUAUGGACAUGGGGUAAAGGUGACUAUUUUAGAUUGGGGCAUGGUGAUGAAAAUCAUGUUAGGAAACCUCAGGUGAUGGAACCCUUGAAGGGGAAAAAAAUUGUACACGUUGCUGUUGGUGCUCUUCAUUGCUUGGCUGUUACAGAUACCGGACAAGUAUAUGCUUGGGGAGACAAUGAUCAUGGUCAGCAAGGUAAUGGGACAACCACAGUCAACCGCAAACCCUCACUGGUCCAGGGAUUGGACAAUGUGAAGAUCACCAAAGUAGCCUGUGGCUCUUCACAUAGUGUUGCCUGGAUAACAUAUGAAAUGAAAAAUCCGAAAGCCAAUGAACUUGUAUUUUUCCCUGUGUCUCACGAUCCUUUAGGAGCUGUGUCAUCAGUUAAGAAAAAUGAUUCUGAAAUUCAAGAAACGAAAGAAUCACCUAUCAAAUGUAAAGCGUUUCUAUCAAAUCAAAAAGAAUCGACUCGACCUUCUUUGUCGAGAAUUAUUUUAUCUUCUUUGUCUGAUGUGGAAAAACAACAAGGCCUCCAAAAUCUCUUGCAUGCGUUACAGAUUCAUAUUGCAAGGGAAGCAGUGGUGUCUGCAUUUACACCUCAUGCAGGCCUUGCAUUGUCACUGAAUAAAGAGAAUUCAGUAUCUUUUAAACAGGAUAUAGAAUCACUCUUUUCAGAUAUUUCUGACAUAAGCAGAGUAAGUCAUGUACUGGCUAAUGAAAACAACUCUCUCAUCAAAGGUUCUAAAACUCCAAGCGAUGAUGAAGAACGCUUGUCUAGGUUUUCAUUUAACUCUAUGUCAAGCUCUGGAGGUUCUUCAUUGAAAGCUUCACCAACAUCUAUUUUGAGAAGUGUUGCAAGCAAAAUAUCAAAUUAUGAACCUGUCUGUCCUCUAAUGGUUGCCCCUGAAAUAGAUACAGAAGAUUUUGCAAACAUUCUUUCACUAGAUGAGGUUCGCGUCUUGAUAGAUUUGUUGAAGUUGGCCGUAGCUGGAAGGAUGAAUGAAAAUGCAAAGGAUGUUCUUUCAACUGUGCUGGGGAAUCUGAGCAAAACCUGUAGUCCUAUUCGAGAAAUGAUUUUAGAAGCUUGUGUUACCGAACUUGAAGAUGUUACCGAAGAUCUUUCAACGAGACGCAAGAUGCCCAAUCCUGUUGUUCAAGAAUCUCCACAUCCAUACCCUGACAAUGCUAUGUUACAUGGCACUGUUAAAAUUCCUGAUGCUGUGUAUUUGAGAGUAGAAUUUGAUCGACAAUGUUCUACCGAGCGUCGACAUGAUGCCUUGAAAAUAUUUGAUGAAAAGUCUAAACUUAUUGCUAUUAGAUCAGGUAGAGAUUGGGCUGAUUGGUGUAGUAAUUUACACAUUCCUGGAAAUGAGUUACGCUGGAAAUUUGAUACUGACGGAUCUGUAAAUGGCUGGGGAUUCCGGUUUACUGUAUAUCCAGUUCUUCCUCAGUGUUUAAACGAAGACAUAUCCGAUAGAUCUAUCAUGUCAAGCCCAUCCAUUGAAUUAGUACAAUCUCUUCUGGAGAAACAAAUCUUUUUAUCUUCUGAUGGGAAAGUGUUAUCUCGGCUUGCAUCUUCUCUGGCUUCUUGUGCACAACUGGGCUCACUGAAUCCUUGUCAAAGAAUGUGGGCUCUACAUAAACUUCGCCAAUUAAUUUGUUCAGUGAGUAAUGUAGAAAACUCAGACAUGUUUAUUGUUGAAACUUACGCGAACUCAUCUUUUGAAGUACAGUUGCCCUUUGGACCUUCUCUUAUGGAAUUAGUGAAGGAUUUACCAAUGAUAUUACUUCGUCAGUAUGAAUAUGAAGAGGCUGAAUUAAGAGCUGGAAAACAUCUAAUGCAUAGUGAUUAUUUUAAGGUUUUGGUUGCUUUGGCCUGUGAUUUGAAGCUAGAUAGUUUCCCUUUAUGCAAUGACAGUCAUAAAUGGUUGUGGUUCAGAAGGUACUGCAUCGCCUCUCGUGUCUGCGCCUCAUUAACUGAACGUGCCGCUCUGCCUCAACCAUUUUGCGAAGAGGUUCGGAAGAAAAUUUGGGAAAUGGCUGAUGAGGAAGAAAGUGUUUCUUAUGAGCAUGAAGAUCAUGCUCAAUUUAAACAGCAGCAUGAUGAACAGCUAGUUCUUUGGGUGAACAGGAGACCUGAAGAUUGGGCAGUAUCUUGGGGUGGAAGUGGCACCAUUUAUGGUUGGGGUCAUAACCACCGUGGUCAGCUCGGUGGGGUAGAAGGUGCUAAAGUCAAACUACCUACUCCCUGUGAAUCGAUCACUAACUUAAGACCUCUCCAUAUAGUUGGUGGUGAACAAACUUUGUUUAUUGUUACAACAGAUAUGAAAGUUUAUGCUACUGGCUAUGGAGCUGGGGGGCGAUUGGGUAUUGGAGGAUCAGAUUCUGUGUCAUCACCCACUUUAUUGGAAAGUAUUCAGGGCAUCGCCAUAAAGAAAGUUGCUGUUAAUUCAGGUGGAAAACAUUGCCUGGCACUUACAGGUUUAGGUGAUGUGUACUCCUGGGGUGAAGGUGAUGAUGGAAAGCUUGGACAUGGAAAUAGAAGUUCUUGUGAUAGACCCAAAAAAAUCGAGAGCCUCAGUGGUGAAAAAGUGAUUGAAAUAGCAUGUGGUGGUGCUCACAGUGCUUGCAUUACAGCAAAUGGUGAUCUUUUCACUUGGGGUAAAGGUCGUUAUGGGAGAUUGGGCCAUGGAGAUAGUGGAGAUGAACUGAAGCCGAAAAGAGUUGAGCUUCUUGCGAAUUAUGAUGUUGUCGAUGUGGCUUGCGGUUCUGGCGACGCUCAAACAUUGUGUAUAACAGACAAUGACUGUGUCUGGUCUUGGGGAGAUGGUGAUUACGGUAAACUCGGAAGAGGUGGCAGUGAUGGCUGUAAAAUUCCUGUCAAAAUCGAUACUCUAACAGGCAUGGGAGUCAUUAAAGUUGAAUGUGGAUCCCAAUUUUCUGUUGCCCUAACAAAAUCAGGAAGUGUUUAUACAUGGGGCAAAGGAGAUUAUCAUCGUUUAGGGCAUGGAACCGAUGACCAUGUACGCAGACCUCGAAAAGUAUCAUCCCUUCAUAAUAAAAAAGUGAUUGCUAUAGCUGUGGGAUCUUUGCAUUGCGUUGUUGCCACUGAUUCAGGAGAAGUUUAUACUUGGGGUGAUAAUGAUGAAGGCCAGCUUGGUGAUGGUUCUACCAAUGCCAUUCAAAGACCACGAUUGGUGCAAGCUUUAUCAGGUAAAAAAAUUAAUAAAGUUGCCUGUGGGUCAGCACACAGUGUUGCCUGGUCCACUUGUAAAAUUAGUCAUACUGGACGAUUGCCCUCUUCCGUUCCUAUGGAAUAUGAUCAUUUGAAAGAUAUUCCAAUAUCUGUGCUACGAAAUCGAUAUUGCUUGUUGUACCACUUCUCGGAACUUUUCUGUGCAUCAGUGACAAUGUUUGAUCUACAAAAUGAUAGUUUCAGGGGACUUUUAGUUUCUUCAGGAAAGGAAGCUGCAUUUCGUAAAGUUCUUCAGGCUACUAUGGUUAGAGAAAGACAACAUGGUCCUAUAAUUGAACUAAACCGGAUGCAGGUGAAGAAAUCAAGAUUAAAAGGUGGUUUCGCUGGGGUUGAUGGUACUAAAUCGGUUUUCGGCCAAAUGACAUCCAAGAUUAGUAUCUUUUGUCAAGAAACUUUACUUCUUCCUCAUCGAGUUUGGAAAGUGAAAUUUGUUGGUGAAAGUGUUGAUGAUUGUGGUGGUGGCUAUAGUGAAUCAAUUGCUGAAAUGUGUGACGAAUUACAAAAUGGUUCUUUACCAUUGUUAAUAUUGACUCCUAAUGGUAGAGAUGAUUCUGGAACUAACAGAGACUGUUUCUUAUUAAAUCCUUCAGCAAAAUCAGCACUGCAUCUUGACAUGUUUAAGUUUUUAGGCAUGCUUAUGGGCAUUGCCAUGAGAACAGGAAGUCCCUUAAGUUUAAAUUUGGCUGAACCAGUAUGGAAGCAACUGACUGGGAUGUCACUCACUUCAUCUGAUUUAACAGAAAUAGACAGAGAUUAUGUUUCAGGACUAUUCAGUGUUCAUUACAUGGAUCCAUCAAGUCUGAGGAAGUUUGAUUUGCCAUUCAACACUCACAGUGCCAGUGGGGAAGAGAUAUUCCUAAGCUCCAAAUACUCCUUUGUUACUCCUGAAAAUCACGUGGAAUACAUUAAAUUAUCUCUUAGUUACAGGAUUCAUGAAUUUGAUGAGCAAAUAGCAGCUGUACGUGAAGGAAUGUCAAAAGUCAUACCGGUUCCUCUACUUUCAUUGUUUACUGGUGCUGAGUUACAAACUAUGGUUUGUGGGAGUCCAGAAAUUCCUAUCCAAUUGUUAAAAGCUGUUGUGACUUAUAAAGGGGUAGAACCGGAUGCCCCCUUAAUACAAGCAUUUUGGGAAGUCAUGGAGGAAUUUAGUACCGCUGAAAGAUCUCUAUUUUUACGCUUCGUCUGGGGUCGAACGAGAUUGCCCAGAACCAUUGCGGAUUUUAGAGGCAGAGACUUUGUUCUUCAGGUCUUGGACAAAUAUAAUCCUCCAGACUAUUUCCUACCAGAGAGCUACACCUGCUUCUUUUUACUGAAGAUGCCUCGUUACUCUUGCAAGGCGGUUCUAAGAGAAAAAUUGAAAUACGCCAUUCACUUCUGCAGGUCCAUCGACACAGACGACUACGCUAGAGUGGUCAUGAACCCUUCUAACGCAGAAUAUUUCCAACCCGGUCCUUACGAGAAUCUAACUGACACAGACGACGAUAUCGAAUCUGGAUCAGACGACCAGAUUGGAGACUCGAUUUCAUUCGCUUCCCAAUAAAAAUGUUUAAUACAGACAAAAGGAAUGAAACCUGUGAUAUUUGUACAGUCAUAUUCAUUUGUUACAUACUUGGAUCAAUCAUUAAGGAAUUUUUUUAUAUCAUUGUUUUCUUCCCCCUCAUAUUUGACUCGCUGUUUUAUCUUUAAAUUAAAAUAAAUUGUUCCAUCUUGA
Molecule: messenger RNA, 15192 nt
Organism: Parasteatoda tepidariorum (common house spider)
Lineage: Eukaryota; Metazoa; Arthropoda; Arachnida; Araneae; Theridiidae
Source: RefSeq, a predicted model, not a curated record